UAAGACCAUAAAGGAUGCUUUGAGUCAGGCGGAGAGGUGGAGAAGAGAGGGGGCCCCGGUCAAACAGUCCCCAGGCUUGUCGGAGACUGCUGGCUGCAUUGCAGAGGGAUAGGGAGCUAGCUGGGGGUGUCCAAGGAAGGGAGGGGUGAGGCAGGGAAAGGGGGGUUAUAGGAGACGGAGAGGGUAGAUGUAGAGGAGAAGCUCAGCAGUGUCGGGACAGUACGGGGACAGCGGACAAGAGGAGGAAAGAUCAUUUGCGCUCUUUUGGAAACGGGAUGCAGAGAAGAGUUAAUACUGCAGCACCGACAGAGGAAGAAGAGGGGGGAGGUGAGGAAGUCUGCAAAUUAUUUUUUGCAGGGCACGAAGACAAAAUCCGACUUCAGGACGAAGCCAAGCUGAAGACUCCCCCCUUGGCCCGCAAUCUUCACCUUCAUCCUUGCUUUGGCCCCAUGCUGAUGGUGCAAAUCAGUUCGCAAGGAUGCAGAACAGCAGAGGCAGAGCCCGGACUACAAACCCCCAUCCUGUGUGCUACAGCCGUAAGACUACACCAGCAUCAGCUGCUUGCUGAGCACCUCUGAUCACAUCUCAGCUGGGGGGCUUCAUGCCCUGGGACAGUCCUGGGAGAUAGAGGGAGGCGGUGGGGGAGGAAGAAGAGGAGGGGGAGGUGCUGGCAGGGGGGAGGCUUGCUCAAAGAAGUGUUGGAGGGUGGUUUCAGCUGCUUGCUGUAUUUUUGGAUGUGGGAUCUCCUGAAUUAAGCGAGCAGGCUAGAAUAAAGAUAUAGUGUGAGCUAGUAGAAGGAGGGGUACAGAACAAGGAGAGUGCUGUGCUGAGGAGAGCAGAGGCUGGACAUCCCGGCUCAACGGACGGAGAUCUGGGGGAGUCCUUGGUGGGAGACAAAGAUUCAGAAGAUCCACUGGAUCGGAAAGAUGCCCUCUCGCUGCAGGAAUGCGCUGAACAUUGUGGUCACCACCCUUUUUGCUGCAGUGGUUCUCUUUACCAUCCUGCUUGCCUAUGUCACAGGCUAUCAGUUCAUCCACACUGAGCAGCACCAUCUCUCCUUUGGCCUCUAUGGGGCCUUCCUUUCCCUCCAUCUCCUCCUUCAGAGCCUCUUUGCCUUCCUGGAGCAUCGGCGGAUGAGGAGCCCCUCCCUGCCACAGCACCUCCGAAGAUCUGUGGCUCUCUGCAUUGCUGCUUACCAGGAGGACCCAGACUACCUGAGGAAAUGCCUUCGUAGCGUCCGCCGAAUCUCCUUCCCUGGUCUGAAGGUGGUGUUGGUUGUGGAUGGGAACCGGCCAGAGGACAGCUACAUGAAUGACAUUUUCCUAGAGGUUAUGGGUGGGGCUGACCAGGCUGGCAGGAUGGUGUGGAAGGGAAACUACCACAGUGACGGGAGUGGAGGUGGAGGAGUAGGAGGUGGAGUGAGGAGCACAGUGCACAUGGAGGAGGCAGCACGAGUGGCUCGGCUGGUCAGAGGCUGCCGCUACUCCUGUAUCAUGCAGGAGUGGGGAGGGAAAAGAGAGGUGAUGUACACUGCCUUUAAAGCACUUGGGGACAGUGUGGAUUAUUUGCAGGUGUGUGACUCGGACACAGUUCUAGACCCAGCAUGCACCAUAGAAAUGCUGAAGAUCCUUGAGGAAGAUCCUAUGGUGGGAGGGGUUGGUGGAGACGUGCAGAUUCUUAACAAGUACGACUCCUGGAUCUCCUUCCUAAGUAGCGUACGCUACUGGAUGGCCUUCAACAUCGAGCGGGCCUGCCAGUCCUACUUUGGGUGCGUCCAGUGUAUCAGCGGCCCUCUGGGGAUGUACAGGAACUCUUUGCUCCAGCGCUUCCUGGAGCCCUGGUAUCACCAGACGUUCCUAGGCUCUAAGUGUAGCUUUGGUGAUGACCGCCACCUCACCAAUCGGGUGCUGAGCUUUGGCUACAAGACUAAAUUCACUGCACGAUCACAUUGCCAGACUGAGACACCGACCCAGUAUCUGCGGUGGCUCAACCAGCAGACUCGAUGGAGCAAGUCUUAUUUCCGCGAGUGGCUGUAUAACGCCCUGUGGUUCCACAAGCACAGCCUCUGGAUGACCUAUGAGUCUGUGGUCACAGGUUUCUUCCCUUUCUUCUUGGUUGCCACCGUCAUCCAUCUCUUCUACCGUGGAAGGCUUUGGAACAUCCUGCUUUUCUUAUUAACAGUCCAACUGGUCGGGAUGGUGAAGGCCACCUACGCCUGUUUCCUGCGUGGCAGCCUGGUGAUGAUCUUCAUGUCCCUAUACUCUCUGCUUUACAUGUCCAGCCUGCUCCCUGCUAAAAUAUUUGCCCUGCUCACCAUCAACAAGGCUGGAUGGGGAACUUCAGGCCGCAGGAAGAUUGUGGUAAAUUUCAUUGGCGCUGUGCCUGUCACAGUGUGGGCUAUGGUCCUGUUUGGGGGGGUGGUGUAUACAAUCUACUGUGAAACACAGGAGCCAUUUAGUGAGAGAGAGAAAGCCUUGUUGAUAGCAGGGGCAAUACUCUAUGCCUGCUACUGGCUCAUUCUGCUGGUUCUUUACCUGGCAAUCGUAGCCAAACGUUGUAACAAGCGGGAAGAGCAAUUUCAACUGCCAUAUGCAGAAGCAUAAACCUGCCUCCAGGAAGGACAUUCACACUGGGUGCAGUGGGACUCCAGCAAUGACUCUGGACCUCUGAAGUGCUAAACUGAUGAACUGGGAAUCACAAACACAAACAAAUCAUCAUUGAUGUUGAAAAGGUUUGAAUCUGAAAUCUGGGACAGGAAUCCAUUCCUCUUGGGGGAGACUCAGUGAUGAGAGGAUCCAGAGAGCACAAUGUGCACAACGGUGCUUAACACUAAAAAACCAAACCAAACCAACUGAUCCAAUGAUAUUACAAUGAUUUACAAUGAUUACAAUGAUUUUUGUGUCCAUCAUUUUAAUAGAGAUGAAAUGGGGUCAAAUGUGACAGAACUAAACAUGUAAAAUUAACUAUAGAUAGCAAGGUAAUUCUCUAGUCCAAGCACUUCUAAAUCAGAAAAGAUGAGGGCACAGUGGUUGCAUUUAGACAUAAGACAGAAGUGUGUGUUGAAUGUGGUGCAAUGCCAGAGCCAAUUAAGGGAACUGACUGGGCAUGAUUAAAUUAAAUUCUUUUUAUUUUUUGCAUAGCCCAAAAUCGCAAAUUACAAAUUAGCCUCAGAGGGCUUUACAGUCUGUACACAUGCAACAUCCUGUCCCGAAACCCUCACAUCGGCACAGGAAAAACUCCCCAAAAAAUGAAAAACCCUUCGAUGGAGAAAAAAGGGAAGAAACCUUAGGGAGAACGUCAGAGGAGGGAUCCCUCUCCCGGGAUGGACAGACUGCAAUGGAUGUCAUGUGUACAGAAUAAACAAUGUAAAAGAUGUACAAUACAUGAUACAUGCCAAUUUGCUCUAGAUGGCACAAACUACAUAGGAGAAAGUUAAAAAUGUUUAAUCUUGAAGGUAAUACUCCAUUCAUCGCCACUCUUUAUAAAAAUACGAAGCUAGAGAGUACCCAGGAUUAAGAGAAAAAGAACAUAAGUUUAAUGACACAAACACUGUUGUGCACGUUGAGUUCUUAGUGACCUACAGCGUACAUUUGUACAGAUUGUGUAUAAAAAAGGUGUUUUUAAGUCGGGUUAUAUGAGUUAAUCCAUUGUUAGUGUGUUACCCUUCAGUUAAAUAGUAGUCGUCACGCCAGCAAUCAAUAAGGCGAUCUGUAGAAUACACUUAAACAGAGAUUCAUUUUUUUACGGUGGGCCUUAACUUUAGGUGGUUAAAGCGUUUUGCUGCUGCCCCUGUCCACAGCAGGAUAUUACUUUGCUCUUACUUCAAUAUUCUUGGUCAUUUCUCUAAACUAGGGGCGAGCCAACAGUCAUCCAAAGAAUGUUGACCUCAUACAUUUACAAACCUGAUUCCAAAAAAGUUCCAAAUUGUGAAUAAAAACAGAAUGCAAUGAUGUCGAAGAUUCAAAUUUCUAUAUAUUUUAUUCAGAAUACAACAUAUAGAUGACAUAUCAAAUGUUUAAACUGAGAAAAUAAAUCAUUUUAAGGGAAGAAUAAGUUGAUUUUGUCACCGUUUGGGUCCUCUUCCUGUCUUAUUUUGUAGUUUUCUUGUCUCUCGUGUCUCUGGGUGAGCUUCACGUCCUGUCCUGUGAUUGCCUGAUUGCUUCCACUUGUGUCCAAUCACCUGCACCUCCCUUGUGUAUUUUAGCCCCGUGUGCGUCAUUGUCUUUGUCAGUCGUCGGAGCACGCCUCUGUUCCUGUUGUGUUUAAUAAAGAACACAUUCCGUACGAAUCCUGCGCCUGGGUCCUACUUCCUGUUCCGCCUGCACCAGCGAACCCCAGCCUGACAGAAUGACGCGACCACCGAAGGACUCAGCAGGGUUCGACGUUAAAGAUCCAUUUUGGGAAGUCCUCAGCGCACGUUGGGAGCAGGUGCUGGCCGCCCACAUCCAGGCCACGUACGACACCAUCGCCCCAGGACCCCCGUCUCCCCCCGAACCGGCCCCAGUACCCCAGUCUCAGCCUUCUGUCAGGCUGGGGUUCCCUGUUGCAGGCGGAACAGGAAAUAGGACCCAGGC
Molecule: messenger RNA, 4574 nt
Organism: Pungitius pungitius (ninespine stickleback)
Lineage: Eukaryota; Metazoa; Chordata; Actinopteri; Perciformes; Gasterosteidae
Gene: has3
Product: hyaluronan synthase 3
Exons: 5
Coding region: 927-2603 (558 amino acids)
Biological process (GO): extracellular matrix assembly; hyaluronan biosynthetic process
Cellular component (GO): plasma membrane
Molecular function (GO): hyaluronan synthase activity
Source: RefSeq, a predicted model, not a curated record